UAGCAAAAGAGAAAGUAACUAUGUUGCUGCUGGAGAUCAAUGAAGCCAAGUGAAUGAGGGCUGAGUAUGCGACUCCAUAGCUGAAGAGGAGCGCCAGAUGGUGGAGGGUUACACUUAUUUAUGAAACUGUCUUGAGUUCUUCUUGAAUUGCCAGUUUUCAGCCUCCUCAUGCCUCCGUCUCCUUUAGACGACAGGGUAGUGGUGGCACUGUCUAGGCCCGUACGACCUCAGGAUCUCAACCUUUGUUUAGACUCUAGCUACCUUGGCUCUGCCGCCCCCGGCAGUACCAGCCAUCCUUCUGUCAUCACCACCACCGUUGUGUCCCUAAAGGCUGCGAAUCUGACGUAUAUGCCCUCAUCCAGCGGCUCUGCCCGCUCCCUGAAUUGUGGAUGCAGCAGUGCCAGCUGCUGCACUGUGGCCACCUACGACAAGGACAAUCAGGCCCAAACCCAAGCCAUUGCCGCUGGCACCGCCACCACCGCCAUUGGAACCUCUACCACCUGCUCUGCCAACCAGAUGGUCAACAACAGUGAGAAUGCAGGCUCUCUAAGUCCAUCAGGUGGGGUGGGCAGCCCCGUGUCAGGGACCCCCAAACAGCUAGCCAGCAUCAAAAUAAUCUACCCCAAUGACUUGGCAAAGAAGAUGACCAAAUGCAGCAAGAGUCACCUGCCGAGCCAGGGCCCCGUCAUCAUUGACUGCCGGCCCUUCAUGGAGUACAACAAGAGCCACAUCCAAGGAGCUGUCCACGUUAACUGUGCCGACAAGAUCAGCCGGCGGAGACUACAGCAGGGCAAGAUCACUGUCCUAGACUUGAUUUCCUGUAGGGAAGGCAAGGACUCUUUCAAGAGGAUCUUUUCCAAAGAAAUUAUAGUUUAUGAUGAGAAUACCAAUGAGCCGAGCCGAGUGAUGCCCUCCCAGCCACUUCACAUAGUUCUCGAGUCCCUGAAGAGAGAAGGCAAAGAACCUCUGGUGUUGAAAGGUGGACUUAGCAGUUUUAAGCAGAACCAUGAAAACCUCUGUGACAACUCCCUCCAGCUCCAGGAGUGCCGGGAGGUGGGGGGCGGCGCGUCUGCGGCCUCGAGCACGCUACCUCAGCCCAUCCCCAGCACCCCCGACAUCGAGAACGCAGAGCUGACGCCCAUCCUGCCCUUCCUAUUCCUUGGCAACGAGCAGGAUGCUCAGGACCUGGACACGAUGCAGCGGCUCAACAUCGGCUACAUCAUCAACGUCACCACGCACCUGCCCCUCUACCACUACGAGAAGGGCUUGUUCAACUACAAGCGGCUGCCGGCGACCGACAGCAACAAGCAGAACCUGCGGCAGUACUUUGAAGAGGCUUUCGAGUUCAUCGAGGAAGCUCACCAGUGUGGGAAGGGGCUUCUCAUCCACUGCCAGGCGGGGGUGUCCCGCUCAGCCACCAUUGUCAUCGCUUACUUGAUGAAACACACGCGGAUGACCAUGACUGAUGCUUAUAAAUUUGUCAAAGGCAAACGACCAAUUAUUUCCCCAAAUCUUAACUUCAUGGGGCAGUUGCUGGAGUUUGAAGAAGACCUCAACAACGGCGUGACACCGCGAAUCCUUACACCAAAGCUGAUGGGCGUGGAGACGGUGGUGUGACGACAGUCUGGCUGGAAAGGAUUACUGUUCUCCAUUAGGAGACGAAGAGGAAAGAGGAUGGAUUCGUUCUUUUCUUUUCUUUUUUCUUUCUUUCUUUUUUUUUAAAGAUGGGGGUAAAGGUUGUGAAUGGAGACAAACUUGUUUAAAAACCUUUUUAUUUUUAACAAGUGUGAGAAGAAUUUAACUUUUGAUGCCAUUGAGAUUUACUUCCCGCGAACUGACAAAGCAGGGAGGCUAAAGAAGUGAUUUUUUUAAGCCAACAAUAAAAAUAUGAUCAAACUCGUUUCUCCCCCUUUUUCCUUUUAAGCUAUUUGUAGAGUUUACGAUGAAUUAGUCUGUGCAGGUUCAUAGACCGAAGAUGCUACACUUUAAACCAAUUAAAAAGAACCAAAAGUUAGUAGACAAGACCUUGAAUCGUGAAGGCCCGGGAUCUGCCUGGGCUGUCCACACAGAAAACAAAAACCCAACCAAACCAAGCCCUGCCGUGCUCAGCGGUGCAAAGAGAAGACCAGAGCAGCUUAAGUGGUCUAAGAACGCUUCACACUCGUCAAAGAGGCAAAGGAUACUGUUGAUUUUGUGUGUUUCAUACUCCGGAUUAUUUUUCUCCCUUUCUGGGUUUCAGAGGUUUUUUGAAAUAGCAAGGAACUGACCAUUAUACCAUAUGCCUUCGCUGGCUUCUUGUGCAAUAAUGUGGUGUUUUGAGUGUGCAAACGAGUUAGAGCUGGCAGCCGAAUGACAGACAAAUAGUGCAACGUUGCCAGUUUGGAGAUAGAGAGGGAUUAAAGGAAACCAGUUACUUUUCUUUCCCACCUUUUCCCUUUGUUUAAUUUUCUUUUCUUUGAUUUGACUCUGGUUACAGUGCCAUAAACCUUGUUACAUAUGUAUAUCAGAAUGUAAAAAAAAAAAAAGAUAAAAAUUUAUUUAAAAAUAUUUUUCGCAAAAAAAAAAAACUUGGUGUGUUUCUGUUGAUUGUGUAAAAAUUUAUUUUCAUUAUAUAAAUGAAACUCAUUUGGA
Camelus dromedarius (Arabian camel) is the source of this 2631-nucleotide messenger RNA. It is a transcript of the gene DUSP10, whose product is annotated as dual specificity phosphatase 10. Gene Ontology annotation, biological process: negative regulation of JUN kinase activity; protein dephosphorylation. The coding region runs from base 169 to 1617 and encodes 482 amino acids. Gene Ontology annotation, molecular function: MAP kinase tyrosine phosphatase activity; MAP kinase tyrosine/serine/threonine phosphatase activity; protein tyrosine/threonine phosphatase activity. Lineage: Eukaryota; Metazoa; Chordata; Mammalia; Artiodactyla; Camelidae. The record is from RefSeq and is a predicted model, not a curated record. The transcript has 4 exons. Gene Ontology annotation, cellular component: cytoplasm.